AACCGGUUAAUACUAUAAAUCAGACUAGCUUGCUUCCUUAAUAUCUCACUUAGAAAUCAUCGAGAAAGAGAAAGAAAUAGAAAUAGAAAUGGUUAAAGCACGUACGGUGGGUGUGGGAAUGGAUUACUCUCCAACGAGCAAAUCGGCUCUUCGGUGGACGGCUGAGAAUCUCCUUGACGAUGGAGACACCAUCAUUUUGAUUCAUGUUCAACCCCAAAACGCUGAGCACACCCGCAAAAUCCUCUUUGAGGAAACCGGUUCACCUUUGAUUCCCCUGGAAGAAUUUAGAGAGGUUAAUUUCUCUAAACAGUAUGGACUUGCUUAUGAUCCGGAAGUUCUUGAUGUUCUUGAUACUCUCUCUAGGGCAAAGAAGGUGAAGGUGGUGGCAAAAGUGUAUUGGGGAGAUCCAAGGGAGAAACUUUGCGAUGCCGUCGAAAAUCUAAAACUCGAUUCUAUUGUUCUUGGCAGUCGAGGCUUGGGUCCUCUCAAAAGGAUGUUGCUGGGUAGUGUGAGCAAUCAUGUGGUGACAAAUGCAACAUGUCCAGUCACGGUUGUUAAAGCCAAUUAAGUCGAUUGUUUUUAAAAAUUUGGAGUAUACGUUUCGACUUGUAUGUUGUAUUCAUACAUUAGUCUUUCAAUAAACUAAAGUAAAAUGAAAUCUGUAGUUAUCAGUUAUCACUUUUGUUUGUAUGUAAAAAAAACAUGAAAAACAGCACA
Molecule: messenger RNA, 717 nt
Organism: Brassica oleracea var. oleracea
Lineage: Eukaryota; Viridiplantae; Streptophyta; Magnoliopsida; Brassicales; Brassicaceae
Product: universal stress protein A-like protein
Exons: 4
Coding region: 89-568 (159 amino acids)
Source: RefSeq, a predicted model, not a curated record